Messenger RNA from Maudiozyma saulgeensis, 2247 nucleotides. Lineage: Eukaryota; Fungi; Ascomycota; Saccharomycetes; Saccharomycetales; Saccharomycetaceae. The record is from the annotation of a GenBank genome assembly.
AUGGCUCCCUCAAGACAAAGUUCAAUUCCUAGCAGUGCUAGUUCAAUAGCAUCUGGUGGUGGUGGUGGUAGUAGUAGUGGUACCAGUACUAAUGGCAAUGGUAAUGGUAAUGGUAAUCUGAGUCAUGUUUCGCCAUUUAUUAAGAGAGAUAGAUAUAAGAGAAAUUUAUUAAGGGCUAGACAAAAUUUAAAGAAAGGUGGUGUUAAGAAAGAGGAUCCAGUUAAAUUAGAAGCAGAUGAAAAAAAAUUAUUAGGUGUUGAAAAAGGUAUGGCAAAUAUAAAGAAAGAACCUGAUGUUACUGAUAGUGACAAUGAUUUUAAUGAAUUUCCAUUAAGAGCAAUUUCUGAAGAAAAUCUUGAAAGUAUUAAGACACAUUUAUUAAAAUUUCAAAGUAAAAAAAAAAUUGAUCCAUCAAAAUCUUUUCAUCCACCAAUUCGUUUACAUAGAAAAGAUACAAGAAAUUUACAAUUUCAAUUAACAAGAGCAGAAAUUGUACAGAGACAAAAAGAAAUUGCGGAAUAUAAACAAAAACAAGAUGAUGACAAAGGGGGAUUUCCAAAUAAUACUAAUAAUAAAUUUAAAAAUAAUAACAAUAACAAUAACAAUACGAAAAAUACAAUAUCUAAUACAAAUACACCGACUCCCGUGAUGUCAGCACCUUUAUCUGCUGCCCCAACAAGGCUAGGUGAAAAUACUAAUAAUCCUUCUUCAGGGUUAUCAAAUGCAAUGCCUAAUAAUGUAUCUACAAAUUUGAAUGGAAUUGCUCCCGAGAAUCAAGAUACUAAUAAUCCAAAUGAUACAAAAUUGGAUAAAUCUAAUGCUAUUAUACCUAUGGUCACACAAUUAGAAGAAGCGGGCAUAUCUGAACAUCCGGAGAAAGUCGGUAUGGUUAAGUAUGAUGGUAAAGAAGAACAAGAUAUGGAACAAGGUGAAGGAACUACAGACCCAAUGGCAGAUGUUGCACCAGAUGGUGGUGGUCGUUCAAGAAGAAUUAAUUCAAAGAGAAAGACCCGUCAAUUAAAAGUUCUUGAUGAAAAUGCAAAGAAAUUAAGAUUUGAAGAAUUUUAUCCAUGGGUUAUGGAAGAUUAUGAUGGUUAUAAUACUUGGGUAGGUUCUUAUGAAGCUGGUAACUCUGAUUCAUAUGUCUUAUUAGCAGUUGAAAAUGAUGGUAGUUUUACUAUGAUUCCAGCAGAUAAAGUUUAUAAAUUUACUGCAAGAAACAAAUAUGCAACUUUAACAAUUGACGAAGCAGAAAAAAGAAUGGAUAAAAAGAGUGGAGAAGUACCAAGAUGGUUAAUGAAACAUUUGGACAACAUUGGUACAACUACAACGAGAUAUGAUAGAACAAAGAGAAGGCUGAAAGCAGCUGCCAUUCAAGGAGGCGGUAUGGAUGAUGAUGACGAUGAAGAACACGAUGACAACUCUGAAGUAGAAUUGGAUUAUGACGAAGAGUUUGCUGAUGAUGAAGAGGCUCCUAUUAUUGAUGGUAAUGAACAAGAAAAUAAAGAAUCUGAACAAAGAAUCAAGAAAGAAAUGCUUCAAGCCAACGCUAUGGGUCUUCGUGAUGAUCAACAACCUGAUGAAAAUGAGGAUGACGACCAAUUAAACGAUAAGAAGAUUGAUGUUGAGGGUGAAAGGAUUAAAAAGGCUCUUCAAAAAACAGAAUUGGCCGCAUUAUAUUCCUCUGAUGAAGAUGAAAUAAAUCCAUAUCUAUCAGAAUCUGAUCUUGAAGCACAAGAAACUCCAGAAGUGAAAAAGGAAGAAUCAGAAAAUAACACACCUUCACCAAAAAAGAAAAGUCCAAUUUCUGUUAAAAAGGAACAAUCUGAAGAUACAGAAGCUAUUCCACCAAGGAUCAGAGUUAAGAGUAUUAAGGAUUGUAUAGUUGUUUUGCAAAGUAAUAAGGAUAUUUUGGGUAACUUUCAUCCUGGGGAAUGGAACCCAACUACAGCAAUCAAGAGACCUAGAUUGGCAGAUGUAUCUCCAUCUACAACAACCACUGAGGGCGAAAUAAAAGAAGAGGAACCAUCCACCAAGAAAGUCAAACUAGAACCAAGUUCAUCAAUCCCACUAAUAACGGAACAAGAUAUCAUUAUUGCAAUGGGAGACGGUAAAGUUAAUGUUAAGGACUUUGGUAAGAUGAUAAGGAAGAAGUACCCUGGUGCAGAAAAUAAAAAGUUAAUGUUUUCUAUUGUCAAAAAACUUUGUAGGAAGGUUGAUAAUGAACAUAUGGAACUAAAAAACUAG